AUGUCUAUUCCUUCGACCACAACGAAACAACUUAACUCCAGCUCUAAAUCUCGACCUGCUUUUGAUUCCAUAUUUGACAAGUAUUUGGACUCUGACUCCUUUGAUCUUGACUUCGAAGAGGCCUACAGCAUGUACAAUAACUUGCAGCAAACCAACGCUAUCAACGGGAUAGAACAGUUGGAACAAGUUCAGCUAUUGAAUCAACAGUACAUUACUAAAUUCACUAAUGAUGGGAAACAGGGUCACGUUAACGGGAACAUGUCUGCUUUGAAUAGACUAUAUUCAUUAGGAGAUAGUGGUAUGUAUCUGGAUAUUCCAGUGGACCAUCAUAGAUAUAGCCAUCAUCAUGGUCAUGGUGACCAUGGUCACACUGACUCGCAACACGAGUUUGAUGCGCAUCGUUCGCAAAUUUUAUUGGGUAAUGCAGCCUUUGCAGCAGCUGCAGCAGAAGCCAAGCCAAGCAGAUUGAAGACGCAUGGUCAGCAGCACCACAGCAAUUCAGAUGCUGCUUCCAUACUACAACAUGAUCAUAAUGGAUUGAACAAUUCUCUCCCACUUCCGAAGAAGAAUUAUUUGCUUGGAUCUCCCCAGUUGCGUACAUUCACAGACUCAAAUCACAUAGAUUUUGGUUCGGAGCAGCCAGCUGCCAAGAUCAAGAAGGAAGAUCCUCCGGCUUUCCAAUCGCUUCCCGAAGAGAAUAUUCAUCAUCAUCAAUACGUUGCAACGUCGAAUGAAAGACAAGCUAGUGACGAAGAUCAAUUCUUUUCUAAUGUUGAAUCCAACGCAUUGGAGAAGUUUUUGGAUAAUUUGUUUGACUCCAACUAUCAGGAUCCAUUGAGUUUAUACCCCAAUGCAAACAAUAAUGCAACGAGUAUACAGAAUCAAUUUAAAGAGUUGAAUAGUCUCUAUGAUUUGCACACCAUGAAGCCACAAUUACAAACUAUGGAUUCUGACAUCCAAAGGCAUUAUUAUAAUGCGAGUCACAAAUUGGAUGAGCUUGCCAAUGAUAUCCAUAAUGAUAUUCCGGACUUUGCAGGUGACACUUAUCAAUUGAAACGAGAACUCACCGAGGUUUUCGCUGGAUCGGCUUCUGAUCCUUUGAAACCUCCGGGAAGCAUUUCUGGUGGUGGUGACACCGUGAAGCUUCAACAGUCACAAUCUGGUUCUGAGUCUGUGAUUAGUGAAAAUGUCCAAUUGCGUACUCCAGUGCAAUCGAGGCAAUCUUUCAGUGGAGCUUACGGACGAGAUGUCUCGGAAAUGCCCAUUUCAGGUGAUGCCCCACCUUCACAGCUCUCGAGUGCAAUGAAGAGGAAUUUGGAAGCAGAUAACAGUAAUAAUAAUAUUCUGCAAUCAGAUGACGAUGAUAAGCUGGACACAAAUGAUGGAGAUGACGACGAGAACGACUUGAAUAGCAAUCGCAAGAAGAGAAAGAGAUCUUCGUCGAAGCCUUUGCUUACUUUGGAGCAAAAGAGACUUCACCAUUCACAUUCUGAACAAAAGAGAAGGAAAUUGUGUAAGUUGGCGUAUGAAAGAUGUUUACGGCUAGUGAUAGAUGUUGAGGAAUAUCGAAAACAUGCUGAGAAUUGCAAUAACACACCCAUUCAACUUGUUAAUGGAAAGAAAUCUAGAAGGGCAAUGAUUAAUAAAGAUGGGUUACCCAAUUUGUCGAAACACACGGCUUUAAUGAAAAUCAGUAACGAAAUUAUGACUCUCCAAGAUCUUAACAAAGGUUUACGAGAUCUACUUAAAGAGUCAACUUGA
Lizanozyma spartinae is the source of this 1761-nucleotide messenger RNA. RefSeq names its product Ino2p (gene INO2). Lineage: Eukaryota; Fungi; Ascomycota; Pichiomycetes; Serinales; Debaryomycetaceae. The record is from RefSeq and is a predicted model, not a curated record. The transcript has a single exon. The coding region runs from base 1 to 1761 and encodes 586 amino acids.